AUGGCGAGCGCCGGCGCCUAUCCACAGCAGGCGCUGGCCCCUUUGCUCCCCCUAGCCCAUACUGCAGUCGAGUUCAGCGAGGCCCUCAUACCCAGCGCGCGUGCACGGCUGCUGCGGGCAGAACUCUCCGAAACCUUCUCUGUGAUACCAGUUCCUGCUCGCACAGCUGCCCGCUACGCUGGUACCCUAGCAGGCGCUAACCGGGCGCCUUAG
This is a messenger RNA of Clonostachys rhizophaga, 213 nucleotides long. Lineage: Eukaryota; Fungi; Ascomycota; Sordariomycetes; Hypocreales; Bionectriaceae. The record is from the annotation of a GenBank genome assembly.